Messenger RNA from Linum tenue, 267 nucleotides. NCBI's taxonomy places the organism in Eukaryota, Viridiplantae, Streptophyta, Magnoliopsida, Malpighiales, Linaceae. The record is from the annotation of a GenBank genome assembly.
AUGGAACAUGGAAUGGCGGCUCGACAGCUCCUCCAACUGCCACAACCCACAGCACUUCCUCCUAUGCCCACAAUCCCAUCUCUGCCGCUACCAACCCCCACCCUGCCGCAACCAACUCUGCCGCCGCUCCCCAGCGCCGGUGCCAUUCCGACCAUGCCCACUAUUCCUUCCAUCCCAAUCCCAAAGGUUUCUCUGCCGCCGAUGCCUAGUGGUUUGCCAACCAUGCCUUCCAUCCCCGGCCUUACCCCGGCGGGCCCCGGCAACUGA